AUGUCAGCGGCUCCUCGGCAAAUCUCUUCGAAAUCUCUAACGCCCCUUUCCUCUCUUUGCAGCCUGCGCAGCGUGGAGCGGCCGCCGCCUGAGGACGAGGCCUUCGCGGGCGCCUCCGUCGGCCCUGAGAGCUCCGCUAACGCCACCGCCCCAGGCGAAGGCGCAGCCGCCGGCGGGGAUGACCAGGGCGCCGCAGAGGCAAGCGAGGCCGCGACGGAGGGCCACACCGAAGCGGCUCCUGGAGAGAGUGUGACAGUGCACGGGGCCGAGGGCGAGGGGGAAGCCAAGGGCCAGGGAGGGGUCAAGGGUCAGGUGGCGGGGGGGAGUGAGCGCGGCGCCACGAGUGAGCGCAGCGCAGAGAGUGUGACGAGUGUGACCAAAGCCUCGGCGGACAACAAGGACGCGAAGGACAACGAGAAGGAGGAGGAGAAGGCGAGUGCGCCGCCGCCCGCAGAGCGCAUGCUCGGGGACGACCCCGAGGGCGCCCCGGCCCGCGACGAGAGAACUAGCGCCGACGGCGCAAAGCCCGAGGGAAAGAUCACAGACAAGCCAAGAACUAGUGCGGGCGCGCGCGCGGGCGGUGGGGACGAGGACCUGGAGAGCCUGGGCCUUGCGGACGACAUGAUGAGUCUCAUGAAGGAGGAGGGGCCGGCCGUGCCCUUGGCGGCGCCGGAGGAGACCCGCGUCUCGGACGCCGCCAGCGCCGCCGCCGCCACCGCUACUACGGAGCGCCCCGUGGCCCCCGCGCCGCCCCCUGUGGCCGGCUCCUCGGGCCGCCUGAUCAAGGUGACGGGGCUGCGUGUGGAGGAGCACUCGAAGGGCAUCGCGUACGAAGACCUGGCCGGCUCCAUCCUGGUCGGCUCGGACGCCCACGUCCGCCUGUUCGGCAUGGGCCUCACCAAGUUCACGGAGCUUCAGUUCACGGCCAACGAGGGCCAAUACGGUGACUCCUGCAGCACGCACACCACGCCCGAGUUCAAGGUGACGAACGUGGGCGACGGCUGGGCGGAGGCCGUGAUCCAGCUGCCGGCCAUGAGUAGCGAGCAGAGCCGAUGGUACCUCUGCGUCAAGGACCAUGAGCAUGUGGAUUACUACCAUCAGGGGUCCGCCUCGUGGAUUACCAUGACGUCGUAUAAUCUCCUGCUGCCGCUGUGGAUUCAGGUCCUCCUCCUGCUCGUGCUGCUGAUCCUCUCCGGCCUGUUCUCGGGGCUCAACCUGGGCCUGAUGGCGCUCGACAAGACGGAGCUUAAGAUCGUCUCCAACACGGGCUCGCCCUCGGAGCGCCGCUACGCCCGCGCCAUCGAGCCGGUCCGCCGCCACGGGAACUUCCUGCUGUGCACGCUCCUGCUGGGCAACGUGCUCGUCAACUCCACGCUGACGAUCCUGCUGGACGAGCUCUCCUCGGGCCUCGUCGCCGUCAUCGGCUCCACCGCCGGCAUCGUCAUCUUCGGAGAGAUCAUUCCGCAGGCCAUCUGCUCCCGCCACGGCCUGGCCAUCGGCGCGCGCACCGUCUGGCUUGUGAGGGUGUUCAUGGUGCUCACCGGACCCGCCUCUUACCCGAUCUCCAAGGUGCUGGAUCUCCUGCUGGGCGAGGAGAUCGGCAACACCUACAACAGGGAGCGCCUCAUGGAACUUAUUAAGGUGAGUAACCCGCGUGCUGUGAGUCAGGCAGGGGAAUCCGCCCGUGACUCAUUCUUUGAUUGGUGUUUGGCCCUUCUAUCGUGUUGCCUGACCUCUCCUUCAAGAGCUCUCGCCGGCCCUGUUGACCUCCGAUGGUGUGAGUGUCAGGGGCAAGGAUCCAAGACUAAAAUAUUGGAAAUGAUUGAACCAUUUGCGAGAGUUAAACGACCGGACAGCGACAAGGACAGUCUAACGGGGGCGAGGGAAGCCUUCUCUCGUGAUAAGCUGGCGCUCUAUCAGCUGAUAAGGGCGGACGGGAUGGCGUCACGGCCGGCGAAAGGGAGUCAGGCCGAGGGUCACACCAGCCGCUGCAUUGCUGUUAUGCUGCAGACAUGA
Molecule: messenger RNA, 2016 nt
Organism: Penaeus chinensis
Lineage: Eukaryota; Metazoa; Arthropoda; Malacostraca; Decapoda; Penaeidae
Exons: 9
Coding region: 1-2016 (671 amino acids)
Biological process (GO): magnesium ion homeostasis; transport
Cellular component (GO): plasma membrane
Molecular function (GO): transmembrane transporter activity
Source: RefSeq, a predicted model, not a curated record